Pistacia vera is the source of this 1755-nucleotide messenger RNA. RefSeq names its product E3 ubiquitin-protein ligase At1g12760-like. The transcript has 5 exons. The record is from RefSeq and is a predicted model, not a curated record. NCBI's taxonomy places the organism in Eukaryota, Viridiplantae, Streptophyta, Magnoliopsida, Sapindales, Anacardiaceae. Bases 178 to 1332 code for a protein of 384 amino acids.
UUUCAUCGUCAUCAUCAUAUCUGUAAGCUUACACACACGGAGAGACACACAAACGAGUAAAUAAAUAAAAUAAAAAACCCUAAUCAAAUUAAUCCAUUUCUUCUCCACCUUUCUAUGGACUAAUUCCAUUCCGUCAAACGCUUAAUUUAGUCCCCACAAAUUUCGAAUAUUUUAAACAUGUCCGCCACGAACACAACUUCUACCCGAUCCGCCGACGACAUCGUCGACACGACGCCGUUUCUCUCCCCCAACGCCUCUAAUGAUGACAACAGCCACAAUCAGAGCCGUCGAUCCGUCAGGAGGCAGAGCUUACGCGAGGCCGCGCGAUUCUUGCGGAGGGCGAGCAGCCGCCGGAUGAUGCGGGAGCCCUCAAUGGUGGUGCGGGAGACGGCGGCGGAGCAGUUGGAGGAGCGCCAGAGCGACUGGGCCUAUUCGAAGCCGGUGGUGGUCCUGGACAUAAUCUGGAACCUUGCUUUUGUCGCCGUUGCCGUAACGGUUUUAGUCUUGAGCAGAGACGAGAAUCCGAACAUGCCGCUGAGGCUGUGGAUCGUCGGCUACGCGUUACAGUGCAUUUUGCAUAUGGUUUGUGUAUGCGUUGAGUAUAAAAGGAGGAGAAGACGGAGAAGUUCGUCUUUUAGUGCGAUCGAGGAAGGGAAUUUGAGUCCAGGUUCAGCUAGAGGAGGAGAGUCAGGGGAGUAUGUUAGCUUAUCAACCCAAAUUGAGGAGGAAGGGACCAGCAGUGUUGCAAAGCAUCUGGAAUCUGCAAAUACAAUGUUUUCAUUCAUCUGGUGGAUCAUCGGAUUCUAUUGGGUAUCUGCAGGUGGUCAAGCAUUGGCUCAUGACUCUUCUCAGCUUUACUGGCUUUGUAUAAUUUUCCUGGGUUUUGAUGUGUUCUUUGUCGUUUUCUGUGUUGCUCUGGCGUGUAUCAUUGGCAUUGCUGUUUGCUGUUGUCUUCCAUGUAUUAUUGCUAUCUUAUAUGCAGUUGCAGACCAGGAAGGAGCUACCAGAGAAGAUAUUGAGCGGCUGUCAAAAUACAAAUUCCGUAGAGUUGUUGAUAAUGAGAAACUUACUAGUGAUGCACAAGGUUCUCAUGGAGGAAUAAUGACUGAAUGUGGUUCUGAUACACCCAGUGAGCAUGUUCUUUCACAGGAGGAUGCAGAGUGUUGCAUCUGCCUUUCAGCAUAUGAAGAUGGAGUUGAGCUGCGGGAACUCCCUUGUGGUCACCAUUUUCACUGUGCCUGCGUGGAUAAGUGGUUAUAUAUAAAUGCUACCUGUCCUCUCUGCAAGUACAAUAUUUUGAAGAGUAGUAACCAAGAUACAGAGGAGAUAUAAAAGAAAUUCAAAUAAUUGUGCAUGAUCAUGUACCUAGACGGCAUACCUGUCUAGCUUGUGAGCAUUUUAAUGUGCAGCGUCGCAGUAUUCUCAAUACAAGCUUUAUUAUUGUUGUUGUGGUAGUAGUGUUGUGCUUGUUUUUGCGCUGGCUUUCCUGAGUCUUGUGUAUAUUAACAUCAGCCAGGGCCUCUCAGCACUAUUCAAAGUUCUGAUUUGCCUUUUUUUUCAGUUUUUAUUUGUUUUGUUCUUAGUUAGGUAACGGUUAUUGACUGAUGUUUUGCUGUUAUUUAAUUACUUGUGUGUGUCCUAGUUUCACUUGUAAAAUGUGUUUGAUGACCCUUUUCAUAACCCUCCUUAAAACGGGAUGUAGGAGUUUUAUUUUUUCACUACGUAUAUAAUGUUAAUAAAUCUCUCUUGCUGAAA